Molecule: messenger RNA, 2983 nt
Organism: Engraulis encrasicolus (European anchovy)
Lineage: Eukaryota; Metazoa; Chordata; Actinopteri; Clupeiformes; Engraulidae
Product: histone H1-like
Exons: 2
Coding region: 1530-2141 (203 amino acids)
Biological process (GO): nucleosome assembly; negative regulation of DNA recombination; chromosome condensation
Cellular component (GO): nucleus; nucleosome
Molecular function (GO): double-stranded DNA binding; nucleosomal DNA binding; structural constituent of chromatin
Source: RefSeq, a predicted model, not a curated record
ACACACACACACCUGGUGCUUCCUUAUGGGAUGGAACAGGAACAGGAGUUUGGAAUUGGGUUGUGGUUCCAAACACUUACCAUAUGCACAGCAGAAGCGUUCUUCCUCUUAGGGAGAUGGAGAAGACGAGCCCUUGACUUUUCUCCCUAAGAAACUUCUGGACACAGUUGGGCAAGACUUGGAGGCGGUUGUGUGGAGACCAGUAGCAAAUAAAACAAUAUUACGCAGAUACGGUUCAAGAAAACGUUCUUUGUAAUGCAUCUGCUAAUUUGAAUGUGCUUUACAUACAGCCAGAGCUAAAUGCAACCCACAGUGUAGGAAAAAUGUUAAAGUGGCCUACAUGAAAUAGCCACUAAUGUAAAGGCAGGAAUGCCAGGUACUCAACAAUUGAUACAGCAAUAGAUGGCUUUAACCACCACUGUUGUUUUUUUCAGAGGCAGAGUAUACUCUGUAUACUCAGGCAGAGUGUACUCUGUAUACUCUGUAGGCCUACUGUAUGCGUUGGCAAGGGUGAGAAUCUGGAGAAAUACCAAUUGUCUAACUAUUGAUAAUAAUAGAUAUCAUGCCAGAUGCUUCUACAAAGUGCUCAAGGUUUUUGGAAUAAGAAAAUUACUUUAAAAGAAAUAAUGAAACAAACGUUGUGAAUAAUAAUAAUAAUAAUAAUAAUAAUAAUAAUAAUAAUAAUAAUAAUUAUUAUUAUUAUAAUUAUAAUAAUAACUCAACAUCGUGGACACUAGAGCAUUAUGCAUACUUAACUAAACACAAGUAGGCCGACUGUAUUAAACUGCAGGAUUAAAUGUUCCCCGUGCGUGUCAGUGACUCGCUAAAUAGGCUGCAUUGCAAAAAGAUCUAAUCUAGAACUAUAUCAGUGAAUCUAGGAGUAUUAUGUAUCUAUCUAUGUAUUAGAAGGCCUAUCUUAUCCAGUCUCAUUGAUAGCGUGUCAAGAAUAUGCUUGUCGCAAAAUCCAACCCCAUUGCAUAGGGUAUAGACUACUCGGGUAUGUAGGACAGGAAAGUGUAGGACAGGAUGGGUUGUGUUUUACGCACUCCAAAAACGCUCUAUUUGAAGAGAAAUACACUUGCUGAGAACAAUUUAUAACCUAUUAUGCGGGUAGGCGACAUUGUGAAUUUCAUCAUUUGGAACUUGAAGUGAACGUUUGACAAAUCUAAAACCCAUAAAAUUACAAGUUUUCAGGAGAAUACGCACACAUGUCGCCAGAAGUCUCUCUGUACCAACCAGAAUGUCGAUUAAUUUGUACGCCACAAAACGUUGUAAAGACAGUUUGUUCGUAUUACUCUGGAAGGUACAGUGUUUAUUUCAACAAGGGAAUAGUUCUAGUAUGUAUCCCCCCUUCCAUUCAGUCAUAUUUGAACAUAUUUCGAAUGCGGAAAACACAAACGCGCACGACCUAGACAAGCGAGGCGAAUACCCUGGCUGGUUGACUCCCUGCGGCUCUCAUGUUGCAUUUAAGUACUGCCCACUCAUUCUUCCAAUCACUCACUUGUUGAGAACUCAUAGAAAGACGGACAAUGGCAGAUGAAGCAGCUCCCGCAGCCGCCCCGGCAAAAGCAACGAAGGCACCCAAGAAGAAGGCACCCAGGCCCAAGAAGACUGGUCCAAGUGUCGGCGAGCUGGUUGUGAAAGCAAUCUCUGCUUCCAAGGAGAGGAAGGGAGUGUCCCUAGCCGCUCUGAAGAAGGCGCUCGCAGCUGGUGGAUACGAUGUAGAGAAGAACAAGGCUCGCGUGAAGGUGGCAGUGAAAUCACUGGUCGCCAAAGGCACACUUGUCCAGACCAAAGGAGUCGGUGCGUCCGGAUCUUUCAAGUUAGCCAAGAAGGCGGCAGAGCCCAAGAAAAAGCCCGCUAAGAAACCAGCGGCUAAAAAGCCAGCUGCCAAGAAGCCCGCCGCAGCAAAGAAGCCCAAGAAGGCAGCAGCCAAAAAGCCCGCCGCCGCCAAGAAGUCCCCGAAGAAGGCAAAGAAGCCCGCAGCUGCCAAAAAGGCAGCAAAGAGCCCUAAGAAGGCAAAGAAGCCCGCGGCUCCCAAGAAGGCAGCAAAGAGCCCGAAGAAGGCUAAGGCAACCAAGCCCAAGGCAGCUAAACCUAAAGCCGCCAAGCCCAAGAAGGCAGCCCCCAAGAAGAAGUAAAUCUAUCUUUUAAUCCCUGCGUUACAAACAAAAGGUUCUUUUAAGAGCCACCCAAUUUCCCUAUUAAUUGCACAUGUUCCAAUGAAAAGGUCUUAAAUGUCUCUGAGGUUGGCAUGAAUGGCGUGGUCUGUCACCAAGCAUGAUUUGCACCUUUUCCCAGAAGUCAUUCAGUGUUAACAAAAUCACAACCUCCACUCACCUUCAGAUUCUAAACAACCAUGGUUGAGGCUUUCUACCCAGCCAAAUGCACGGUUGCACUCUGUACAAACACAAUUUGUUUAGCUAUUCUGUAUUUUUGUACAGAACUUAAAAGGCGCGCAAUGGACGAUGGACUGUUAGUGCGCCUGGGCACAAGUUGCAAUACACAACAAAGCGCGGAGUGGGCUAUAUUAAACGCCGUCUUACUAUAUAGUUUGCAAAAUAGAAAAUGUGAUUGUGGGGAGAACAGAGCGCCACGGUGUCUGGACUGCAGUUCCCCGUGGGUCGUGUCGUGCGCACAGGCUGCUGUACAAAGGUAACAAUGCUGAGCUCGUGGGAGCUGUCGCAUCCGUCUAUCUGGCUGCAGUGCGCGAGUAAACCACUGAAAUCCUAGAAUUGGUCGGUGUUCUGUCGAGAUAUGGCUGACGACUUCUCUCAUUUAUUUAUUCGACUGAACACAGAAGUAUGGCCAUCUACCAGUUGGGUUGAGCCCGGACAAACUGAAUGUAAUACGACAAUAAAUGCCGCUUGCUCAGACGCAUGACGCAAAUUUUGAUUUGCUGGUUGGAACGCUUUCAAGUAGGAGGGACAAAAAUACAUAUCCACUUCUCGAAGAUGUCAGCAAUGUAAACAAUGAGGUGUAA